Danaus chrysippus (African queen) is the source of this 495-nucleotide messenger RNA. The record is from the annotation of a GenBank genome assembly. NCBI's taxonomy places the organism in Eukaryota, Metazoa, Arthropoda, Insecta, Lepidoptera, Nymphalidae.
AUGGGAUACGUGCAAGCUAGACCGAAGAUUGAUGCUGUAUUCAGUCCAGUUUUUGAACCGGGCUAUGAAUAUUAUGAGGGACGGCCCAAAUAUGCAUUCAAUUAUGGCGUGGCGGAUCAUACAACGGGGGAUAUCAAGUCACAACAUGAAUCAAGGGACGGUGAAGUGGUCAAAGGACAAUAUUCUUUAGUGGAGCCAGAUGGUUCUAUACGGACAGUUGACUACACAGCAGAUCCCAUUCAUGGUUUUAAUGCGGUUGUGUCGAAAGUUGGACCGAGUGUACACCCUCCACCCAAGCCUCGCCCACACGUUCAGCCGGCUAUAAUACAAUAUGUACCAAAACCUAUACCAGUGCCUGUACAAAUACCGAAGCAAUAUCUUACUCAGCAGAUUUUUGCGUCGCCUGAAACUUACUCGUACGCGAAGGUCGCAGCGCCACAGUUUCAAGAGUACGAUGGAUAUGACAUCGAUGGACCUUCUAACAACUUCUAUUAA